Zeugodacus cucurbitae (melon fly) is the source of this 1989-nucleotide messenger RNA. Its product is annotated as Probable serine/threonine-protein kinase DDB_G0293276. The record is from RefSeq and is a predicted model, not a curated record. Bases 1025 to 1588 code for a protein of 187 amino acids. Lineage: Eukaryota; Metazoa; Arthropoda; Insecta; Diptera; Tephritidae. The transcript is spliced from 5 exons.
GGUUGGCCGCAGUUUUAUUUAUGUUUCGAAUGAAUUCGCACGGUUUUCUUAUGAGAUCAACCUACGCGCCGCACAAAAGCAAUAAAUAAACGGUGAACGAGUGAUGGACUUACAAAAUGCUAAUUUUAAAAGUCUCAAUUACAAGAAGUUUGAUAAGACGCGGUGGGUACGUGAUUGCGUGCGCCAUUAAAAAUUCGCGGUCAAUUUGCUUGAAGGUGAAAAGAAGUGAAAUCAAAGAUGAGUGAUUAAUGAAGUAUUCGGGGAAAAAAGGAUAUUCAUCACAAUAUCCAACAAUCGUACAUUCGCUCAUAUUGAAUUGUAUAAUGCGAACAAAGCUAAAAGACGUCACAGAAUAGCAAUUGGUUUAUAUGUACAUACAUUCAGACAUAUAUGCCAACUCAUAACUAAGUGAAGGCUCAAAAGUGAGCAUUAGCUAGAACUCAACUUUUGUUACAAGUGACGGUUGCGAAGGACAACGAGAAAUCAACGAGUGCAGUCGGUUCACUUGACGACUUUCGAAGGGGUUGAAUACGACUCCGCGCUGUAAAGGACUAACUUUCUGUUAUAUAUAAAUGCAUGAGUGUGUUUGUAUGUCAGUUAUAGCAUUCUGUGUUUGUUGUGUAAUCUAACUGCUUUAACAGUUUUACAACAGUUCUACAAGUGGCAAGCACGCGAAUAACACUUGAACAGUGAAGUGGUCAACAAAGGGAAACACUUGUUGCUAUUGUUUUUUUUAAGAAUGAAUCCAACAACAAUUAUAUUUGUGGCGCCAUUUGCAUAUAAACCGAGUUCAAACCGAAAACCUGAAACAUUUUAGCGCUGACCGUCGCGCACUUAACAGGAUCCGGUCUGAUACGUAACGGAAACGGAAGUGAUUAUUACCAAGUGAUUCGAGCACCAUUUGCACAAGCAGAUCGUUAGUAAAACGCAAUAAUUUGCGAGUGCCCUUGACCACCGACAGUAGCCAACCGCUGAGAUAGUACUUUAAAACUGAAUACUUGCCAUCGUAAUACCGUAUAAUAAAAUGGCCCAACAACGUACAACUGCUGCAGUGGCAGCCGUCAACUGUCAUCAGAUAUAUUUCACUUUGGUGCUGUCAAUUGUGUGGCUGGCGAGUGACGCUUGCGCAUCGCCGGUGGUGAGUGCGUUGGCGGGCAUGCCGCAAUUUGGAACGCGUCAACAAGCUGAUAAGCAACUGACACUAUUGAACGAAUUGUUUAAUGAGGACACACUCUACAAUGAAUUGAAAAAAUAUCGUCAGCUGCAACCAAAUUACCUGAAUAAGUGGCCUGGUUUACGCGAUCUUAUAUUGAUGCCUGACUAUGGCGAUAUCGCUGUCAAUGCCGAGGAUGGGGACGAUAACUACGAAUUUCCGAGCGCCGAGGAGCGUCUACGGCAGAUAUCAACAAAUGCGAUAGAUGUCGCAAAUGAUGUUUCUCAUGAUUAUGCAGCACUUAAGAAGACACCAGCUUACAAGAAUCAAGGCGUUAAGAAGAAUUUACAAGUACAUAAACAAUAUAUGUCGCCUUGCCACUUCAAGAUCUGCAAUAUGGGACGCAAACGGAAUGCACGCUACUUCGAGGACUAAAUUCAAUUAGUCGCUAAUAUCAUAUUUGUCAAAUAAAGAAAGAAAUUCUGAUCGGCCAAAGCUACUUAAUAGUUCAACUACUUACGUACACACAUACUUGCACAUACUUAUAGCAUAGUUAUAGAAUGUUUCGGAGUUGUUGUGAAUUUGUAAUGGACCCUUCGCUGGGUUGGGGGCGACGUUCGAAAAGUAUUUACACGUAAUUUAAACGCAUUCAUUCACAUCUACAUACUGUUUACAUAAAAUUAAGAAAAAAACAAAAGCAACAUGAAAAAGCUUACUAAAAAGUAUUUAUUGUCUUUUAACCUAUACACAUGCACACAUUUACAUAUAUAUGUACGUAGCGUUAGUUUAACUUAAUAUUUAAACAAAUUAUACACAAUAUGACAUACAUAUGUACA